Messenger RNA from Salvelinus namaycush (lake trout), 5455 nucleotides. RefSeq names its product SH3 and PX domain-containing protein 2B-like. Gene Ontology annotation, molecular function: superoxide-generating NADPH oxidase activator activity; phosphatidylinositol binding; protein binding. NCBI's taxonomy places the organism in Eukaryota, Metazoa, Chordata, Actinopteri, Salmoniformes, Salmonidae. The record is from RefSeq and is a predicted model, not a curated record. The transcript is spliced from 14 exons. Gene Ontology annotation, biological process: superoxide anion generation. The coding region runs from base 283 to 3147 and encodes 954 amino acids. Gene Ontology annotation, cellular component: cytoplasm.
CUUCCCGUUGUCAAAUUAGAGUCGGUGAGCUGGGAUAGACUGGGAGUUUGGUUCAGAGAAGGUCAGACAUAGCCUACUGCCGGACAGGGCAAGAAGAGUAAAGACUGAAUGUGGGACAGGAAAUCUGACGUGAACCAUCUACGAAAAAGUAUCCCAAUUGUUUCAUCCUGCAAUCAAGGAUCUGACGAAUGACAAAGGUUGGCUGCGUAAACUUUGGCAUUCAGGUCUGAUCGUUUCUAAACCGGCCUGUUGUUUUUAGUGGAGGCUCUGAAAGUGAACAUCAUGGCAAGGCGGACUGUGCACGAAGUAACAGUUCAAGAUGUACAGAAGAGGAGAAAUCCGAACAAACACUAUGUUUACAUCAUCAAAGUGUCUUGGUCUGAUGGUAGCACUGAGGUCAUCUUCAGACGCUACAGCAAGUUCUUCCAUCUGCAGAUGGAGCUUCUGGAUAAGUUCCCUGUGGAAGGAGGGCAGAAAGACCCCAAGCGGAGAAUCAUCCCUUUUCUACCAGGGAAGAUCCUGUUCAGGAGAAGCCAUAUCAGGGAUGUGGCCAUGAAGCGCCUGAGGCCUAUCAACGAGUACUGCGGGGCUCUGAUUCAGCUGCCUGUGUACAUCUCCCAGUGUGAGGAGGUCCGUGUGUUCUUCGAAACCCGACCUGAAGACCUCAACCCACCCAAAGAGGAACCCAUUGGAAAGAAGAAGUCCGGCAUUGUGGAGAGAGCGACUACUUUCCUAAAGAGAGGAGACUCCAGCGCAGCUGACCCCCUGCUCCUGGACCAGUACGUGGCUGUCACUGACUAUGAGAAGCAGGAGAGCUCUGAGAUCAGCCUGCACGUGGGACAGACGGUGGAGGUCAUCGAGAAGAAUGAGUCUGGUUGGUGGUUUGUUAGUUCUGACGAGGCCCAGGGCUGGGUCCCUGCCACCUGCCUGGAGGCCCAGGAUGACCCUGAUGACUUCUCCCUGCCCGGUGAGGAAGAGGAGACGUACACAGUGAUCUACCCGUACGCAGCGAGAGACCAAGACGAGAUCGACCUGGAGAGUGGCAUGACAGUGGAGGUCAUUCAGAAGAACCUGGAGGGCUGGUGGAAGAUCAGGUACCAGGGACAGGAGGGCUGGGCCCCGGCGUCCUACCUGAAGAAGGCCGACAUCCUGAGCCAGAAGCUGGCAGUGGGCCACGCCAGCACCAACGAUCUGGACGGAUUCUCCAAGCAGCAGAACCAAGCCAAAGAGAGCAAAGGAGACAGCAAGGACCAGAAAGACAAGGGCUUCUCCCCCUUUGCCAAGCAGCACAAACAGGGGGCGAGACAGAGACCACCACCACGCAGGGAUCUCACCAUCCCGAGGGGGCAGAACCUGCCCAAGCCGCCCACCCCUCCUCAGGUGGAGGAGGAAUUCUACACCAUUGCAGACUUCCAGACCACCAUCCCAGAUGGCAUCAGCUUCCAGGCUGGGGUCAAAGUGGAGGUGAUCGAGAAGAACUCCAGUGGCUGGUGGUACAUUCAGAUUGAAGACAAAGAGGGCUGGGCCCCCAUUACCUUCAUCGACAAAUACAAAAAGACCAGUUUGACCCCGCGCCCUAACUUCCUGGCACCUCUGCCCAACGAGAUGGCCCAGCUGAAGCUGGAGGAUGGCACUGCCAGCGGCGCGGGGCAAGAGGACAGCUGGUCCAAACCGCUGCCAGACGAGCCCACCGCGAGCAGCGAUUCCGGAACCCGGCCCAAACUCAGAGACUGGAAGUCCAGCGCCAGUAAGGGGGCAUCAGCCUUCUCCGGACCCCUGCCCCCCGCCCCGUCUGCCCCACCUGCUGAGGAGAAGCCAGCCUUGCCACCCCGCAGGGAGUCCAUCAACAAGAGCCUGGACAUUGAGAUUACUGUGGAGAAACCCAGGCCAGACCUAUCCAAACCCAUGCCUCCAAAACCCCAAGCCCCGGGUGUCAUCAUGCCCCUGCUCACCCCCAAAGCUGCCCCCUUCAAGCCCGACAAGCCCCCCGAGCCCAAGAGAGAGGUCACGAACAAGCCUCUGCAUCUGAAGAAUGAGAUGGGUCUGGAGUGUGGCCACAAGGUCUCCGCCAAAGAGGUGAAGAAGUUCAACCUGAAACCUGUGGCUAAGCAACCACCCAAGUCCAAGCUUGAUCCACCGGAGGAGAAACCAGAGGUCGCCGGCCUUGCACUGUUCAUGAAGCCUAAACCCAUAGUCCGGCCCAAACCCGUCCCAGCUGCCAAGCCAGAGCCGCCAGCUGAGAACAAGCUGGACAUCACCAACCUGAGGAGCAAGCUGAAGCCUUCAAAGCCAGUUGAACCAGGCUCUGGAUCAGUAGAGCCAAGUCAGCAAAACGGCACUGCAGCCAACAACGCCCCUAGCAACGCUCUCCCCAAGAUGCCGCCCCCCAACCUUCCCCCUAAUAAUGCUUUACCCAAGAUGCCCCCUCCUAAUAAUGUUCUCCCCAAGAUGCCGCCCCCCAACCUUCCCCCUAAUAAUGCUUUACCCAAGAUGCCCCCUCCUAAUAACGUUCUCCCCAAGAUGCGUCCCAGCAGCCCCCCUAUCAAUGCCCUACCCAAGAUGCCCCCGGCCCCCAAUGCUCUCUACAAUGGCAAGGCCACUGACGAGCCCAAAUUCUCCCACAAGCAGCAAAACGGCCACGGACAGGUGAGCCCGGACAAAUGUACUGUUUCCCCACACAAAGAACCUCCAGGUAGACCCGCCGUCCUCCCUAGGAGACCCCCUCCACCCAAAAAGACCUCUGAGCCGUCCAGCCCCACAGAAACCAAAGCUCCCCUGAAAGAGCUCCCAGACACAAAGCCUGCUCCCCCCCAGCUCAGCAGGCCCCCUCCCCCUAAACCCAAGGCCUUCGUACUACCCCCACCCAAAGACAAAGAGAAGGUGGUCCCAAAGCCCCUACUUAAGAGUGAGAAACCAGGCCCUCCGAGGGACAAGCUGCCUCCUCUAAUCAAGGAUCCCAGUAAAGAGGAGCUGUUCUUGGCCGUGGCGGACUUUGAGGGCGACGAUCAGACGGCCAGCUUCAAGGAGGGCACCAUGUUCCAGGUGAUGGAGAAGAACAGCAGCGGCUGGUGGUUUUGUAAAAAUCUAGGAGAAGGGCCAAUGAAAGAGGGCUGGAUCCCCUCCAAUUACCUGACCAAGAAACCCUAAGUACCAGGUUCUGUUGGCUUUUUUAAUACAUAAAGAUAUCACUAAUUGUAUUUAAUUAGCUUUUUAUUUUAUUUAUAGUUACCUUUUUUUAAAUAUGUGUUUGUUACUUUGUUACAUUCCAUUUGUUUAGCAUUCGAGCGAGAAUGAACCAGCAAUGACACGUUUCUGUUGCAUUUCUUUUUAAAUAUUUGUUUUACUUUAUAUCCUCAUUUCAAAUUACCAGGCAUCAAAUCCGGGAAAAGCAAAUGUCCCUUUCAAGUUCACUUUGUGCCAUACAGUAUGUUACUCAAGCCUAUGUCAUUUUAUGAUAUGUAUCACAAGCUUUCUAAUAGAACUAAAUAUGUCCUUUCAAGCCUUCUAUAAUAUUGUGCCUCAGUAUAAUAUUCAAAGUGCUUUAAGCUUAAAUAUAUGCAAUUUAUCUAGUUAGUGUCUCCGUUAGCAUAUCAAAGAUGCUUCAAUCUAAUGAGUAGAGUCGAAACUGACAGUGCAAUGCAUAUGGAAAAUAAAUCAGACCAUACGAUAGAGGAACCAGGGUCCGUAUUCACAAAGUGUCUCGUAGGAGUGCUGAUCUAGGAUUAGUUUUGCCUUUUAGAUCAUAAUGAAUAAUAUUACAUGAACAGGGUGUACCUGAUCCUAGAUCAGAUCCUAGAUGGCCAUGUAUACUCAGAUACCUCAAAGAACAGCCCUCCUCCUACUAUGCCUGCAACGGAGGUUACAAGGGAAGUUCUAGAGGACAUUUUGUUUUUCAAGAACUAAAAUAGCAACACUUCAAGAGGAGUUUUUGCCAAGUGAUUCUAAGAAAGAUUUAUACAGUGUUCAUGUGUUUGUGAAUGUGUUUCUUUUUUCUUUAGGAACUGAAUAAUAAUGUUGCGGUUGAUUUUUUACAGAUGUGCACUUUUCAGAUUAUUCAGACUGAUUCAGACGGUUCGGACUGGUUCAGACAGUUCAGACUGAUUCAGACGGUUCAGGUUUCACACUGUGGCUUAACAGACAGAGAACGUAGUGUACAAAUGAAUGCCAUAGCCAUGUUUUUAAACCUCAUGAGGUCUUAACAUUGGGAAAUGUAUGUCAGAGUUAGAGUCUAGUUCAUCUCCUCUCAGGAUGGACUGAAUUGACUUCAUUGAAAUGAAAUGGACCCCUUCCCUGGUGUUCACAGUACGAUGGUAAAAACACAAGUAAUAAUGACUGAUUCAAGUAGAGAUUACAUCAGGCUGCUUCUGGUAAAAACAAUAUUCCAUAAUUAUGCUGUAGGACAAGGUCUACCAUUACUACAGCCCCUAAAUUAUGGAAUUCACCUGUGAUUUGUGCAAUGAUACAAUACAAAAUACUGAAUCUCCAAAGCAGUGCUCAAAUAUAAAAGUAUUAUAAAGUGUGAUCAUUACUCAUUGUUUUACAUUAGUGCUUGACUGGUUUCAAGCACAGACUCAGUAAAAUAAUUAUUGUACUUCCAGAAUGAAGUAAUGUCAGCUGUUGUCACUUUGUUUACUUUUCACCUCUUGCCCGGUCUGGUAAUUGGGAACUAGGGUCCAGUCAGUCAUACAGUAGUGGAAUGAAGGGGUUUUGGGACGUUGUAGUUGGUCAUGUGAAAAGGCUUAUGGGUUGGUCUCCUAGGAGAUGCACAGACAAGGCUAGGAGUGGCUGUAGCUCACAGGUUCAUUGGAGAAUCUUUGAAUAUGGUUGAUCUGCUCUUAGCUGCUAUGCUAGUUUUUUGUUUUUUCUUUUUCUCUGAAUCAUCUUAUGUUAGAGUACUAUGGCCAAUGUCCUUCCAUGGCUGAUAAAUCAAAGAAAUGCAAUCAAGUGUAUUAUUUUAAGGACUUAGUGCCUGUGUCCGGUCAUGACCAACAUUGGUAACAGUGAAAUGAUCAGUGGGGUUUUCCGUCUUUUAGCCAGUGUGCAUAGUGCACUUAAAGUAAUGCUAUUCAUAAUGUCAGAUUUGUAAUGAUAAUGAUCAACACAUGGAGUAAGGCCUGAAUUAGUGGAACGUGGAUUGGGUUAGAAUGACAGUUGGAUAAACUCAUGUAUUCUACAGUUUGUUUACUGAAGCAUAAAGACAAAGGCAAGCAGGGAUGUGAACUCCGCAAUGUAACAAAACAGUAUGGGAUGUUAGUCUUAUUGCUUUAAGUAACACUUUACCCUAAAACAGCCAAUUUAAUACAUUUCAAAAGGCACUUUUUCUUUCUUCUUUGAGAUAUGCAGCAGGACAUCUUUUCCCAUCAGAUAUCCCAUCUUAGUACUGUAGGGUUUUUUAUUUUCUUGUUCUUGUGUAUUUUCUUUCAUAUUAAGUCAAUAAACAUUUUUCAUUUUUGUA